This is a messenger RNA of Staurois parvus, 138 nucleotides long. NCBI's taxonomy places the organism in Eukaryota, Metazoa, Chordata, Amphibia, Anura, Ranidae. The record is from the annotation of a GenBank genome assembly.
AUGACAUUGCAUUUCACUUCAACCCACGGUUUGACGAGGGCAGUGUCAUUGUAUGCAACACCAUGCAAAACAAUAAAUGGGGCUCUGAAGAGAGGAAGAACCAUAUGCCCUUCCAAAGGAAUGCGUACUUUGAUGUAA